AUGAAUAGGGCAAUCACCAAGCUGAAAGUGCUUAUAGUAUCUGGAACUGCUGCUGAGUUUGAGCAACACGUCCAAUCAUCUCCUGCUGAGCAAAAAAACAGGAAAGCUAGGAUUGGCUGGCAGGUGUCAGCUGCUACGUAGUAAUUUUGGCCAAGCUCACUGUAUGACUCUCCAAAACCUGGGUUUUUGCAGUAAAUUCAGGUGAAUAUAUUUCUUAUUUAUUUUAUUAUUUAAAUUAUUUUGACAUAUUUUUAUUUCUAACUCUGGAAAUCUACAGACUGUUAGUACAGACUGAAGUGAUACCGAUUUUUGUUGCCAGUAAUUUACCAUCAUAUAGUUGCAAUGAAUGGCUAUAAGUAGAUUAUUUCCUAUAUAUUUAUUGGGGGUCUUACGUUUAGCGGUCAGUGGGUGCUUCUGACUACCUGCUCAGUGUCCAGGGUUUUACAGAAAAACCCAGUUUUUGACAAUCUGCUCUAAAGCAUGCAAGUGCAGCUCUGAAUUAUAUUAAUUCUACUAACAAGUAUCCAUAAUAUAUUUAUGCAUACAUCCUCACAUCCCAAAUGUUUGCCUCUCCGUCCAGCUAAUCUGUGCUUGGAGUUACCUGACAGAUGUCUGCAUCUCCAAUAAUGUGUUGGCCCUUGAGUCCCCUAUAUUCCUGGAAGGUAUUAUUCGGGACAGGACCGAGAACAAAGUAAAGAAAGCAAAUCAUUACAGUGAGCACAUGGGCCCAAUAGACUGGCAGCCAUUUAAGGCAGUCCUCAAGGUUUACGUCUGCACAAAACACUACUAAUGUUUUCUUGUAUCAGGAGAAAUGUCCUGGAAUAGCACGGUGCAGUGUGAUUGUGUUACAGGAUUCACCUACAUUGUGUUAUAGGGGGAUUUUCUCGUGUCUGCAGAAGUGGGACAUCAUUAGAAAGCUCUAUAGUUAUGGGACAGAGAAGUCCAACUGGGAUUGUGCCUUCAUAUCUGAAACAGUGGGUAGGUAUGCGUUCGGUUAGGUGCUGACUACUGUGGUAUAUACUUCAAAUACAGAAACACAGUUUUAAUACAGAAACACACAAUGAUGUACUUUCCCUUGCUCACUCUCCUGAUCCUUUCUGUAGAAUUCUAGAUGGUUAAAGGACAAGGAAUACGGGAGAAAGACAGCAAGGCAUAUUCUUUAGCAGAACUAACCUGAUAAGGAUAUGCAGAAAUGUAAAAUACCAGGGAGGACACUAUGUAUCCACAAUAUUAUUAUUUAAUUACAGCCCCACUGUGGAGGUAUGUGGGGGACACUAUGUCCUACCCACUAUAUAUUUAACUGAUAGCACCACCGUGGUGGCGCGGGCAGUGCACGGUGAUCUGUCCACACCCUUUCUUUAAUUUGCAGCUAGUUGCUCAAGGUUUAGCAGACAUACCACCACGUGCAGAAUUUCAUGUGUGAAAAUGGGGGUGGUAUUAAACCAACCUUGAACUAAUGUUGGAGUUAUAGUGACCACCGCAGGCAGUGUUUAAAUAUAUGCCUGCUGACUACUAGUGCCGACAGCAGGGAAAUAAUCUAUACUCUCAAGGUAAAUGGCCAUUGGUUACUUCGGGAUUAAUCAAUGUGGUGGCUCUGAUUUCUGUUUUUUUGUCAUAAUCAUUGAUCGGCCAAACUUUAGCUGAAUCACGAUUCUACUGUAAAUGAUUCUCCAAGUGUAGAC
This is a messenger RNA of Pelobates cultripes (western spadefoot toad), 1682 nucleotides long. Lineage: Eukaryota; Metazoa; Chordata; Amphibia; Anura; Pelobatidae. The record is from the annotation of a GenBank genome assembly.